CAAAAACAAUAAGUAUUAAAAUUAGAAACAUGCACGAAUAUCAGCUGAUACAUAAAUAGCACACAAACACAGCUUCAGCUUCAGAGAGUCCUCUUUUAAUCAGAUAAUAUCACUAUAUGUCCCAAGUCUCUUCCCAAAAGAAAAAAAUAAACAAUGACGACGACACCAACCAGUUCUCUCCUCCUCCUCCUUCUCCUUCUUCCUUUCAUGGUCUCAUCCCAAACCUGCCGCCGAACUUGCGGAAAACUCCCUCUGAAGUUCCCCUUUGGCGGUGGCCCUGGCUGUGGUGACCCCCGCUUCCAACAAUACGUGACCUGCAACACCAUAGACGAUCAUGGCCAAGAGCAACUCACCCUCACAACUCACACCGGUUGUUACCAAGUCACAGCUAUAGACUACGUCAACCAAGUCCUUUACAUCUCAGACCCUUCCAUGUCUACAUGCUCAUGCAUCAACACUCAACCCUCCAAAGGCUUUGGCCUUGACUCCGAUGCUCCUUUCUCAUUCCAUGACGAAACGGUCUUCGCUUUACUUGACUGUUCUCUUUCUUCAUCACCAAUUUACCAUUCUGAUGGAGGCAACGGCUCUGACCAGUACAAAGUUCCACUGUGUGAUAAUCAAGGAACAGUUCCCAUAUGCAGCUUCUUAUACUCUUGUAGAGCUAUUAGUACUAUAAACCUUCCUAUCUCUACGUGCUGUGUUUAUACGCCGGUCGAUCUCGGGCCGGCAUACGACAUGGACUUGGAGAAGUUGAAGUGCUCUUCUUACUCUGCCUUUUACAGCUUUAAUGGAAGACAAUCUGACCCUGAUAGUUGGAAGUAUGGGAUGGCUUUGAAAUAUAAGUUUAGUGUUUAUAAUGAGUAUCCUAGAACUUGUGCCGAGUGUGAAAAGAGUUAUGGAGUGUGUGGAUACACUGGACCUUACAACUCAUUCAUAUGUAACUGUGCUUCUGGUAUUAAUUCUACUUCUGAUUGUUAUUUUGGACAGAACUAUAACUUUGGUUCAAGACUACUACACCCAUGGAAGACAGGGGCAGUACUGUUGGUGUGGUUAUUAGUUUGGGUCUUGUGGACAUGAAACUACGUUUAUCGUCCUUCUUUUGGGCUGAUUCUUAUAGCUAUCAUUGUGUUGUGAAAGGAAUGUGUUUGGUUAAUUAUUAAUAAGGAAGAAAGGGUAAUUAUCAUUUUGCAUUCUUGGGGUAAGCUCAAUCGCCAUCGUCAUAUUGUCAGCUCAUUUUUAUAUUAUGUUGAAAUUUCAAAUGUAAUUUAUUAUUAUUAUUAUUAUUAUUAUUAUUAAGAAAAAUUUAAGAUUUACUACAUGUACAAUCAAAUUAUGAAUUAAAACCAUUUCUAUAUAUAUUAUUUAUAGAGGUGA
This is a messenger RNA of Cannabis sativa, 1374 nucleotides long. RefSeq lists its product as uncharacterized. The coding region runs from base 154 to 1077 and encodes 307 amino acids. The transcript has 2 exons. The record is from RefSeq and is a predicted model, not a curated record. Gene Ontology annotation, molecular function: polysaccharide binding. Lineage: Eukaryota; Viridiplantae; Streptophyta; Magnoliopsida; Rosales; Cannabaceae.